AUGAUCCGACAAGGCCGUGCGCUUUGAUCUGCCGGGGCGAGCAAUCCUCGGAGAACACCGAGACACGGUUGAGACAGGAAACGUCCGCGGAGAAGAUGCUUCCGCGCGACGCCACCGAGGCUUUGCAGCUCGACAGCGACGAGACCAUCGUCGUGCAGCUAGCUGACAAAGUAGAGGACGGCACCAAAUGCUACACAGACGGCACCGACGUCUGCAUCGCCGGCCAAUGCAUGAAGGUCGGCUGCGACUUGCGAGUCGGCAGCAACAAGAACACGGACGCGUGCGGCGUGUGCGGCGGAAAUGGAUCGAGCUGCCAAUCGCGGUACUCCUGGAGUUUGGAAUCGAUAUCGGCCUGCUCGAAAUCAUGCGGCGGAGGAUUCAAGCUGGCAAUGGCGGUGUGCAAGAGCAUGCCAGACGAGACCGUGGUGGACGACAGCUAUUGCGAUCCGGACGGCCGACCGGAGACGACCCGGAUGCCGUGCAACACGCACCUCUGCACAGCAAAAUGGGUAGCCGGCGAAUGGAGUAUAUGCAGCGCAAGCUGCGGGGGAGGAUCCCGGACCAGAGCCAUUUUCUGCACGGAGGAGAACGGCAAUGAGACUACAAAGCUGCCCGACCACAAGUGCAGCGGCAUGCACAAGCCCCGCAACCAGGAGACCUGCAACACCAUCUCCUGCCCCAUGUGGGAGACCAAUAAAUGGAGCGAGUGUUCUGUGACCUGUGGCACCGGCACCAAGAUGAGGACGGUCGAGUGCAGGGACGCUGUUGGUUCCAUCUCGACGGACUGCGACCCCGCUGAACGGCCGCACACCGAGCAGGAGUGCAAAACAAACAUCGCCUGUCCGAUAUACGGCGAGGAGAUGACUCAACCCCUGAUGCAGCCGUACCCGCCCCCGCCGGUCUCGGAGAAGCUAAUCGACCAGCCGAUCCCGUCGGAAUCCACAUAUACGAUCUACUUUGCCUGUGGCUGGUUGUAUCUGAGGUUCAUCGCCGACGAUUGGUCGCCGUGCAGCGUCACCUGCGGCGAGGGGAUCCGGCGUCGCGACGUACGCUGCAAAAUAUUCCUCGAGUUCAGUCGGACCAUCGCCGAUCUGCCGGACCGGCAGUGCUCCGGCCCGAAGCCGAUCGAGACCGAGAAAUGCGUGAUGGAUCCAUGCGGAAUAAUUGAGAACAGCCUCUCCUACGGCAUCGACGCGGUUGGCGACAGCGGCUACGCCGAGCCCAGCCUGACGGACACCUACAGAUCGUCCGCGGGCAGCUCCGGUGGUGGAUACGAGUCACGGAUCAAGGUCGCCGCCGGGAGCGACGUGCAGACCACCUACUCGUGGAAGGAAGCUGGCUACGCGCCUUGCAGCGCCACCUGCUUGGGAGGUGUGCAGGACUUGAUAAUAAAUUGCAUACAGGACGACACGGGCAAAACCGUGAUACCAUUGCUGUGCACCGCGGAGACCAAACCGGAAGCAAGAGUAAGGGUUUGCAACGAUCAUCCUUGUCCUCCGAGAUGGAAUUUAAGCGAGUUUUCGACCUGCAUGAGCCCGUGCGGUCUCGGAAUACAAACGCGAUACGUCACCUGUAUACACGAGGUGACUAGAGGAUCCACAGGUAAGACGGUGCCAGUGCCGAACAAGAUGUGCCCGCAGCCACCGCCGGCCGACAGACAAUACUGCAACGUGUUCGACUGUCCCGUGAAAUGGAAUGUCGGAAAAUGGGGCAAGUGUUCCAAAACUUGCGGGGGAGGCGUGAUGAAACGGAAAGUGUCGUGCGGCCAAAUAAUGGCCCAGGGACGUGAACAAAGUCGAGAGGAUCGCGAAUGUUCGUCGCAGAAACCAGCCACCGAGAGGCCCUGUAACACCAGAGCCUGUCACGACAUGGACGCUGGUUCCUUGCCGAUCAUUUCCAGUCAGAACACCACGUACAAUCAAACCGAGCUGAACGCGAAAGUGGAUCUGAAGAUCGGCGGUACCGCGAAAGUCUUUCAAGGGACGCAGUUCAUCAAGAUUCGAUGUCCCGUCAGGAAGUUCGACAAGGCGCAGAUCAUAUGGACUAAGGAUAAUAAAGAAUUAAGGAAAUCGAGGAAGUACAAGAUCAGCAGGAAGGGAGCAUUGAAGAUAAACGACAUCACGGCAUCCGAUUCCGGUGUUUACGCGUGUUUAGCGGGAAAUUCGCACGCGCAGACGCAGCUUAUCGUAAAAUUUCGCACGAAAGAGCAGAUCAGCAGCGAGGAGUAUUUGCGAUUAAGUAAUUCCGUCUAUCUUCAACGAAACGCGAACUUGGACUCGGCGCCAGCGAAUUCGGGAGAAAGUUUGUACACCGAUCGAACAGCCGCCUACGGGAAUCGAUUCAUUCCGAUCGACAGCGAGGAGAUCAAUCCGAACAACAAGCCCACGAAGAAGCCGCAGAAGAAACAAAAACCUAAUCCCACGCCACCAGAUUCGACCGACUUGCGCAAAGAGCAGACAGUAACUUCUCAGAAUCAGGAAUACUGGCCGUUCCAAACCGAGUCGUCCGCCGGCAGAUCCCACAGGACAGCACCGGUGGCGUUCGUCGACGACACCCGGAAAGAAGCCGCACCAACGAAGCACACGCAACCGCGUUACCAGAACAUGGAGGACAAUCUGGACACUCUAUACCGGAACACCGCGAUCCCAGACGAAACGUUCGGCCCCGACGAGGAAAGGAUAUUCAUCGACGUGGAUCCCUACGAUUUAGACGACACGAUGUUCGGACUGCAGCACAGCGACCCGGUGAAGAUCACGCCUGCCGCCGGCAAAGAGACACCACCGGUGACCUCGACGAUCUCCGACAGCGACUACGUGGUGGAAUCGCUGAGGAACGUGAAGAGACAAUGGCAGGACGCGUCGUCGGACAAAGGGCACGCGAUCACAACGCCGAAGGAGCACGCUAAAGACGCCGUAGUCCCGUCGACCGUCGCCGACGACAUCGGAUUGGAGGUGUUCUACAUUCCGGACACGAGUACCAAUCGCGGGGAGACCCGUGGCAAGGAGUCGGACCGCGGGCAUCGUGCUAGCACCGAGAUAGAGCACGUCUUCUCCACGAUGUCCUUGAAGGAGCUGGAAGAGUCGCAGAAGAAGCCCGACAGCAGAGAGAAAGGCGUCUCGAAUAGAACCGAGGACUACGCGGAGGAGCUCGAGGAGGAGAUGAAGAAACGGAAGAUUUACUCGGAGAACGACACCGUCGACGAUUCGCUCGCCUGGACGAGCACCAGGGACCCUGAAGAGGACCUCGUCGAGCUGGCGUUGUCCGGCGUCAGGGGGUCCAACGCGUCCGAGAAAGAUCCGGAGGAAAAGGCGGGACCCAUGAACGUCGAGGUUCAGAACGGCUCGGACGAAGAAGCGAUCGACCUCGAAGACAGCGAAGAGAAGAAGAACAAGUCCUUGAACGUCGCCGGGGCGGCCAGCUGUAACACCACUGCGGACGCUUCGCUCGCGACUCUCAGUAUUUUAGAUUCAUCGGAAGACCUGGUGUUCGAAUGGGUGACAACGGAAUGGUCGAAGUGCUCUCAGACCUGCGGAAGAGGUGGAUUUCAGAUACGCGGAGCUCAGUGCACGGUGCGAUCGGGUAAACCAGCUGGAAACUCGACGCGGUCGCAGUCGAGGGUGGUGAUAGGAGACAAACUCUGCGAAGACGCGGGUCACCCGAUGGUCCAGAAGGUGCGGUCUUGCGGCUCCGGCGAGUGUCCUCAAUGGCACACCACCGAGUGGACACCAUGCCAGACGUCCAGAUGCUUCAAUUGGAAGACCGCGAUGCAGAGACGCGACGUUACCUGCCGUUUGGACGAGGACGGGGAGACCGAUCAACAGAACGUCACUCUGCUCGACCCCAGCAAAUGCGACGAGACCACCAGGCCCCUGCAGAGGCAAGAGUGCUACAACGACGCGUGCAAAGGCGUAUGGAGGGUCGGCGAAUGGUCGGAGUGUAUGGCACCGUGCGAGAAAGACGGGAUUAAGUACAGAAUCCUGCGGUGCGUUUGGUUCGGGACGAAGAAACCAGCUGGCAAUGCGUGCAGAGACAUCCCACGACCUCCUGUCAUGAAAACGUGCAAAAGUCCGCCGUGUUCUCAUACACCCGACGACUGCAAGGACCAUCCCCAGCUGUGCACCAGGGAAAGAUCGUUGACCUUGUGCAAGAUGCGGCUGUACCGGCUCCAGUGCUGUCGGUCCUGUCAGCUGGAAGGGAGCCCGGAAUCGGACAAGCCCGAGAAGAGUCGCUAGAAAAUUAUUGUUGUAAACGGAAGGGAUAAACGUUAGGUCGAAAUGUUGACGCGGUGCGAGACGAGCGUUAUAAAGAGCAUGGAUCGAACGUGUCCGAGGAUUCAAGUGUUCGCGGAGAGAACGCGAUGGUUGGCGGGAGGGGUUGAAACCGAGUCGAAUCAGACCGCCCCCCUUCCCCACACCCUAUCUUGCGUUCCCAAUCUUCGAACACGUUCGUCGGACACUUUCACGAUAUGCGCGAGUUAUUCGAGAAUUCGACCAAAUUACUCCCGCGCUGCUAAUUGUCCCCUCCUCCCCCCCCCUCCCGCUCCCCCGCCCCGAGAAAACCACCACUACUACCCCUCGCACACGAAGCGUAUUCAGCGCGCCGGAUUCUUUCCCGGGCCCCAAUAAGAAUAUGAUUCCUAAUUGUGUGCUAAUUAAAGCUAUAAUUUCCGAACGUGUGUAACGCGUUAGUCUGGCACCGAUCCUAAUUGCGCACGCUCACGCCGCCCCUCGAGGCGGGGGAGGGACCAGAGGGAGUCCUGGCAUUCGUCCAAAAGAGAGAGAGAGAGAGAGAGAGAGAGAGACCGAGAGACCGAGAGGGAGAGAAAGAGAGAGAGAGAGAGAGAAAGAGAUUGAGAAAAGAGAGAUACAAAGUUGAGAGAUUAUAUUGUUGAAGUUCGACGAGAACGGAUAUAGUAGAAAGCGUAAUUGUACGGUGAAAAGACGAGCUUCUGAAGGCUAUUCAAGUGUUAGAGACGAGACUAUUGACGGGGUGCUGGGGCGAACGGAACAUACACGUACACGUACACACUCACACACACACACACACACACACACACACACACACACACAUAGAGUAAAUGCGGUAAUAUGGAACAUCGUAAAAUCUCGAUGAAAAGGUAACGAGCUCUAGAGGCAAUUAUUAUUGUUAUAUAUGUAUAGUAAAUUCUCCCUAAUUGACGCUCAGUUUGUAAAGAAAAUUGGACAAU
Molecule: messenger RNA, 5206 nt
Organism: Megalopta genalis
Lineage: Eukaryota; Metazoa; Arthropoda; Insecta; Hymenoptera; Halictidae
Source: RefSeq, a predicted model, not a curated record